CCUCUCUUAUCCUCUCUCUCUCUCUCUUCCAUUGUUGAAGCAAAAAAAACACAUAGAAUGUGAUAGGAAUUACAGGGCACCAUUCCAAAAAGAUAGAAGAAAAAAAGACACAAUAAUUAGCAUUAAUCUUUUUUCCCCCCCUUAAUUUUUUCUUUUUACACAAAUAGUAUCAAAAUUAAGGGUCUACAAUUCUAUAUAUCCAUUAUUAUUUUUUCUCAUAAAGAAAAGAAUGGAGAAAGCUAGGUUUUUUAAGAAAGUGGGGUUAUAAUACUUUCCAUUUUUCUCUUAUAUCUCUAAUGUGAUCAUGGAAGGAGGUGAUGAUCAUCUCCACCUCCAUCGCCACCAUCACCACCACCACCACCACCACGGCCGCCCCAACUUCCCUUUCCAAUUGCUCGAGAAGAAAGAAGACGAAUCCACCAGCUCCGCCUACCCUUCCCUCGCCAUCUCUGCCGACAUCUCAUCAAACCCUAGUACUAGCACCACUCCUCGAUCAACUACUUCCGCCUCCUCCAGCCUCCAAAUCGCCGCCACUACUGCCGCAGAGCCAUCCAAGAAGCCACCCCCCAAGCGCACAUCAACCAAAGAUCGCCACACGAAGGUUGACGGACGCGGGCGGCGCAUUCGCAUGCCGGCACUCUGCGCUGCUAGGGUUUUUCAGCUCACCCGCGAGCUCGGCCACAAGUCCGAUGGCGAGCUCCUCCAACAGGCCGAGCCAGCCGUCAUCGCGGCAACAGGUACCGGUACGAUUCCCGCGAACUUUACUUCUCUCAACAUCUCUCUGCGUAGUUCCGGCUCAAGCAUGUCGGUGCCAUCUCAGCUAAGAUCUACGUAUUUCAAUCCGAAUUACACGAUGCCACAGCGCCGGGGGCUUUUUCCGGGUAUUGGGUUGUCGUCGGAGAGCUCUUCCACCACGCUGUUGAAUUUUCAGGCGGCGAACUUAAACCCUAGUCUGAUGCAAGCGAAGCAGGAAAUGCGGGAAAACACUUUGGACUUAACUGAGACGGAGGAGAGCUUAGGGCGGAAGCGCAGGGCGGAGCAGGAGCUGCAACAACCGCAGCAUCACCAGAUUGGAAGCUAUUUGCUGCAGUCGAGCGCCGGAGCCAUGCCGGCGAGCCACGCUUCGAUUCCGGCGAAUUUUUGGAUGGUGGCGAAUUCGAAUAACAAUCAAGUCAUGGGUGGCGAUCCAAUAUGGACAUUCCCUUCUGUUAAUAUCAAUAAUAGCAGUGCCGCCGCUGCUGCUGCUUUGUAUAGAGGAACUAUGUCUAGCGGAUUGCAUUUUAUGAAUUUUCCGGCACCCGUCGCGUUGUUGCCCAGCCAACAAUUGGGCGGCGGCGGCGGUGGCGGUAAUGGGUUGGGAGAAGGGCAACUGGGCAUGCUCGCUGGGCUGAACCCAUAUCGGACUGGAGGCAGUGGAGUGUCGGAUUCUCAGGCGAGUGGGUCACACGGCGGAGGAGGGGGCGACGAUCGGCACGACGCCGCCAGCCACCAUUCCUGAAUGAUGUUUGUGUAGUUUGAUGUGUAAAACACACACGUGAGGUUUGAUUAAUUUGUCCUAAAAUUGAGGUUUUCUUCUUUUGGAUUUUCUAUUAUUUUUCCUUUUCUUGAUGUGGUCCUAAUUUUUUGUGUGAUUAAUAUUUGGGAAUUUAGGGUUUGGGGAAGCCAAUAUUUUUAACAA
This is a messenger RNA of Sesamum indicum (sesame), 1678 nucleotides long. Its product is annotated as transcription factor TCP15. Gene Ontology annotation, cellular component: nucleus. The record is from RefSeq and is a predicted model, not a curated record. Lineage: Eukaryota; Viridiplantae; Streptophyta; Magnoliopsida; Lamiales; Pedaliaceae. Gene Ontology annotation, molecular function: DNA-binding transcription factor activity; sequence-specific DNA binding.